This is a messenger RNA of Aplysia californica (California sea hare), 1679 nucleotides long. RefSeq names its product methylmalonic aciduria type A homolog, mitochondrial. The transcript is spliced from 7 exons. Gene Ontology annotation, molecular function: GTPase activity; GTP binding. The coding region runs from base 241 to 1587 and encodes 448 amino acids. Gene Ontology annotation, cellular component: cytoplasm. Lineage: Eukaryota; Metazoa; Mollusca; Gastropoda; Aplysiida; Aplysiidae. The record is from RefSeq and is a predicted model, not a curated record.
UUUGUAAAUUACACACAAGAAAUCGAAGGUCUUGCAAAGGUCUGAAGUCUGAACUGCUGGGCUGGACUCCAAUAUUGACAAUAUCUUCAAAGUUUUAAUAAUUUCUGUUUCUAUAUUCGUUUGGUUAUAGUCACACCAACAGAGAAAGCUGGACGAUGCCACGAACUGAGGAGUAGACAAGAACUCGACAGGGUUGGUCCUCAUGCCUUACAUGUGAAGAGGACUUCUCAUUUCAUCAAGAUGUUUUAUAUGAGGCAUUCUGUGAAAGUGUGUGCUUUCCACUAUCAGUGGGCUAGCAGAAGUACUCUGAGUUAUAACAGAAUGCUGUGUUCAAGAUUUGUUGCCUCAAGUGUCCUUUCACAACGUCCCAUUGUCUCAUCGGUUAAGACGUGUUUGUACAACACUUUUCUUUUUCAAAAGAGCUCUUUAUUUCAUUUAUGUCCACUCAUCACCACAGUGAAUAAUGUUCAAGGCUUCCUCACACAUUCGGUGUGUCUCUCAAGUCGUUAUGGAGGUGCCAGCGCAUCUUCGCUUGAUGUGAACAAUCUGUUAGGUGAGGUUAAAAACCCUGGUGCAAUAGAGUCCUUGUUCCAGAGGCUCAUCGCCCAGGACAGAGCCUCUCUGGCUAAAGCGAUCACGUUGGUUGAAUCGACACAUCCGCAGAGGCAGAAACAAGCACAGCUUUUGUUGACUAAAGUCCUCUCACAUAUGAGGGAACAUGACCAGCACCAUUUGAAGGGUCCAAGAUCUUUCAGAAUAGGUUUAUCAGGCCCUCCUGGUGCAGGCAAGAGUACUUUCAUUGAAGUAUUUGGUAAACACCUAACAAGCAUUGGCCAUAGAGUUGCAGUCUUGGCAGUGGACCCAUCUUCCUCCACAACAGGAGGAUCUUUGCUUGGAGACAAAACCAGAAUGCCAGAGCUGUCUCGUGACAUGUCUGCUUACAUUCGCCCAUCACCUUCAGCGGGCACUCUCGGGGGUGUGACAAGGACUACUAAUGAAGCCAUCGUGUUGUGUGAAGGAGGUGGCUUCGAUGUCAUACUAGUGGAGACUGUUGGUGUGGGCCAGUCCGAGUUUGCAGUGGCUGACAUGGUAGAUAUGUUCUGUCUAUUGAUCCCUCCUGCAGGGGGUGAUGAGUUGCAGGGUAUAAAGAAGGGCAUCGUGGAAGUGGCUGACUAUGUGGUUGUGAACAAAAGUGACGGUGACCUAGUGCCAGCAGCGAGAAGGAUUCAGGCGGAGUAUACAAGUGCUCUGAAAUUUAUGCGACCCAGGUCUAAAGUGUGGAAGCCAAAGGUAACUCGUAUUUCGUCACUGGACAAGUCUGGCAUCCCAGAAUUGUGGGAAACUUUGAAAGAGUUCAAGAAUCUGACCUUGGCUGAGGGUGAACUCACUGCCCGCAGAGAGAAACAGCUGAAUCUCUGGUUCCGUAGUCACAUCCGUGACCACAUCAUGGGCCGAUUUGAACGUCAACCACAUAUACAACGCCUUUUGCCAGAGAUGGAGAAUCUGGUGACCAGAGCUUUGGUCACUCCUGGACUGGCCGCUGAUUACAUGUUGGAGCAGUUUCUUGGUGGUUCUGGUGACAGUUGACAGCAGAGAUCAUAGGGGUAUUCUCGUGGUUGUAGCAUCUGAAAACUUUUUUGUAUAUAUAACCCAGUUUCUUCAUUACAAUGCUUGGAAGU